AUGCUGGGUCAUUCCAAUGGUUCGGGGACAGGCAAGGGACCUACUGCUAAGAGAUCUCCAUCCAUUUUAGUUACGGAUGUGCGUUCUAAUUCAGUUAAAGGUGCUAGGGCUCCAUUUGCCGGUCACAAUUAUACAAAACAGCAGCAGCAGCAGCAGCAGCAACAACAACAACAACAACAGCAGCAACAACAACAGCAUCAGCAUCAGGCCCCACAUGGGUCUCAUGGGUCUAACAACUUCAAUUUACGAAGAAGACACUCAUCUCGAGCAAACAGAUACACGGAUAUAUCUGUUGACAAGCUCUUGAGAAAUUCGAGUGACAUACCGUCUGGUCAAAGCCGUUUACCGCCGCUAUUCAAUCGAAGAUCACCUAGCUUACUACCACAACGCAGCUUAUCACCAACUCCCAAUCAAGAAACGAUUCGUCGAAAUAUAAGAAGUAUACCCAAUCUUUCUCAGCCUUUACCUACUAGAACAUCCAAAACAUCCCAGAAGUUAGUACUUAUUCCCGAUGAGCAUCGACAGAAUGGAAUGAGUCCACCACAGGUGGUUCUGCCUCCAUUGCAAUCCCCACAGGGCUUAACCGCAGAUUUGCAGGCACAAAUCCAAAGGUCAAGAGCUGAACUAAUGCCCAAAGAAACAAGAGCUCAUGAAUUUAGUAGAAUGACGGCAUACUUUAUAUGUGAGGAGUUCAAUCUCAGACCAAUCGCAAAAUUUUUGAGAGCAAAUCAUGAGGUGAAACCAAGAUUUUAUGACGAAGCCUUAUAUGUACCGUAUUCUCUUCCUUUACUUCCAGGCAAUGAAGGAUUCAGAGUUCGAUCUAAUAAUACUGCGAAGUCUUUACCAGGGAAGAGAUACAUGGAGAAAAUGAUAAAGAAAAGUGAACAAACCGAUCAUCUAUAUGAAUAUUAUUCUGGUGUGGAAACUCCAGAAGAUGCAAAUAAUUAUUCGAUGGAUCCUGAAAAUGAGAAUUUUGAAAAUAAUGCUCCUUUUGACCCCUCUGAGCCCCAAUUCUUCGCUCCACCAUUGGAAUCAACUGUGUCAAGCGAAGAAGGGGUGUCUUCCGAAGAUGAAGAUAAUGCAAGCUCAAAGAAAAGCCCAUUAGAUUCAGGAACGGAACAAUCAUCGCAUACUUCUGAUGAAAGACCACAUCAACUGGAAAGCCCUCAUGUUGAAGUAUCCAAAAACCACGCGGAAAUGUUCAUCUUUGCUUACGGUAUCGUGGUAUUCUGGAACUUUUCAGAAAUACACGAAAAGAAUAUAUUGGCUGAUCUUGCAUUUGCAUCCGAUAAGCCUGAGCCUUUAUUGAUAAACCCAAUAAAUGAACAAGAUAUCGAGACCGAAGAGUUCCAUUUUGAAUAUGACAAUCAAAUCCAUAGACCAAGAAUUUACAACGAUAUGAUCACCCUUAGAUCAGGUGACCACUUGAUCAAGUUAACAAUGUCUCAUGCCAUUGCUCAACUGACCAAGUUAUGCUUAUUUGAAAGUCGAAUGGUUCAUAAUCUUCAACUGAUUGCCAAACUCCCAAAAAAAUUGGCAUUGACUGGACGUUUAGGUUUGAGAAGGCAACAAUUAUUGAAAAAAUCAGGGAAACUAUUCAAAUUGAGAGUUGAUGUUAACCUAUCAAGCUCUAUCUUAGAUACCCCAUCUUUUUUCUGGUCUAUAGAACCAGCAUUGCAUCCUUUAUAUACUGCUGUUCGGGAAUAUCUUGAAAUUGAUCAAAGAGUUCAGGUUUUGAACGACAGAUGUAAAGUAUUCUUGGAGUUUCUGGAUAUCGUUAGUGAUAGUAUGAAUGAAACAAACACUAAUAGAAUAACCUGGAUGAUUAUAGUAAUAAUUUUCAUCAGUCUUGGGGCUACUUCAUCGAGAUAUGAACAGAUGUCCCUUCCAUCCAAGUACGCGCCGGAAGGCUUGAGCCAUGAGGACCAAGGAAGGACGAUAACUGUUGGACAGAAACGAGAACCCAGACCAAUCAAGUAUUAUGUCAGGACGAUCGAAAAUCGAGUAAACGAAGCAUUGAAAUCUUCCGAAGCCAACCAAAUAAACGACAUUGAAAUGGUUCCAAUGGACGGGUUUGAUGAAGUUGAUAUAAUAUCACAUUUUGUCACUGAGUCAAGACACAGACAAUCCUAUGAUGACAAUGAUUUGGAAAUAGAUGAAUCUCAAAGCGACAAAUUCGAAAGAUCAGGUAAUGUUUCUUACUUGGUUAUAGACACAAAUUUCAUUUUAUCUCAUUUAAAAAUACUCAACGAUUUGAAAAGUAUUGGUGAAGAAUACGGGUUAGUAUUAAUUAUACCAAUUACUGUGGUCAAAGAAUUGGAUGGGUUAAAAUCGGAAAAUAAUAUUGGUUUGGUUAGUAAAGAUGGCCUUUCUACCAAAUCAGUUGGUCAUUUAGCAAGAUGGGCAAAUGAAUGGAUAUAUUCAUCAUUAGCUACCAACAGCAAUGUCGUGAAGGGCCAAAGGCUAGAUCAACGUUUAGAUAAAACCGUAACCCAAGAUGAUGCAAUUCUAGAUUGCUGUUUAUACUUUAAAAAAUCGUAUCCUAACACUCUACAAGUUUUAUUAUCCAAUGAUAAAAAUUUUUGUUUGAAAGCAUUAAGUAAUGAAUUACUAACAAACUAA
This is a messenger RNA of Hyphopichia burtonii NRRL Y-1933, 2622 nucleotides long. RefSeq lists its product as uncharacterized. The record is from RefSeq and is a predicted model, not a curated record. The transcript has 3 exons. Bases 1 to 2622 code for a protein of 873 amino acids. NCBI's taxonomy places the organism in Eukaryota, Fungi, Ascomycota, Pichiomycetes, Serinales, Debaryomycetaceae.